Molecule: messenger RNA, 1050 nt
Organism: Arctia plantaginis
Lineage: Eukaryota; Metazoa; Arthropoda; Insecta; Lepidoptera; Erebidae
Source: the annotation of a GenBank genome assembly
AUGCCGCCGCGUAAAGUUCGUAAUAACGACUCCAGUUCGGAAGAUGAACCUGUGUCGGUGACAGAGACACCUGUGGCUCCGGUGCUUAUGUCUCAAACUCAGUUAGCGUCGCUCCUGGCCGCCUUCUCUUCGGCGCAGGCCGAGGCGAACCAGAAGCUCGUCGAGUCACUACUGACAUCGCACUCAGGGACGCCGCCCAGUGUGAACUCCGUCGCUACACCGUCAUCUUAUUCUGGGAAUCUCGUCAAAUGCACCUCGCGCUUCGAUGGUUCGUCGGAGUAUCCGGAGGCGGUCGAAGCAUUCAUAGACGCUGUCGAGAUGUUUAUGAAUUGCGCUUCGGUCAGCGAUGAGAUGGCACUUCGUGGACUCCCCAUGUUAUUAAAUGGGCAAGCAGCAGUUUGGUGGCGUGGCAUCCGUCAUGAAGUCACGUCAUGGUCAGAGGCAGUCAAGCGCCUGCGUUCGAUGUAUGGCAUACCACGGCCACCGUACAAACUGUACAGAGAUGUUUUCGCUGCUGAGCAAGGGUUGGAACGCGCCGACGUUUUUAUCGUAAGAGUACGAUCUCUGUUGGCGAAACUGCCUUAUCAGUUACCAGAGGAAGCGAGACUGGAUAUGAUUUAUGGUCUACUUCACAAGAGAAUCAGGAAGCGGUUACCAAGAGACGCUGUGAGUGAUAUUGAAUCACUGAUAGAAAAAUCUCGCAGCAUAGAAGAAUCGUUGUCGGAGAACUCCACGUCACCGUCGUCGUCGUGUUUACCUACGAAGGCUCCCCUCGCGCUCAGCGAGAGCGCGCAGCAACACGUCGCUCCGGGAUCGAGUUCGACGCCGUCGCCGUCGCCGCCGGUUCGCACUGCCCGCGCCCCGCGAGCGAACUCGCCGCGUAGUGAUCAGUGUGUGAGCAAAAGUGAUAACAGUGAUAAGAAGUUGUUCUGCGUGUAUUGUAAGGGACGAGGACACGUACGGGACUCAUGUGAUAAGCUAAGUAAACGUUCUCUUUCUACUAACUCUGGCACUGUUUGCUAUAAUUGUGGUGAAAAAAGGCCACGUUAG